UCUGUCCAUCCGCGGUCCUGCCCGCCUCCCGCCUUCGCCGGCUGGGAACCUGAAGCUCCUCUUGGAGACUCCCUGAGACAUCUUUGCUCCAGAAUCCCGGCAGUCCUUGGGUGAGAAAGUGCUACACUCUCACAUCGAGUUCCAGGUUUGGACAGCAAGAUGGGGUGUCAAGUCCUUCUCAAUGUCGGCCACCAGAUGCUGCGACGGAAGGUGGUGGACUGCAGCCGCGAGGACAGCCGACUGUCUCGCUGCCUGAACACUUUUGACCUGGUGGCCCUUGGGGUGGGCAGCACGCUGGGUGCCGGCGUCUACGUCCUGGCCGGGGCCGUGGCCCGCGAAGACGCAGGCCCUGCCAUCGUUAUCUCCUUCCUGAUCGCUGCGCUGGCCUCCGUGCUGGCCGGCCUAUGCUAUGGCGAGUUUGGCGCGCGGGUCCCCAAGACGGGCUCAGCCUAUCUCUACAGCUACGUCACCGUCGGGGAGCUCUGGGCCUUCAUCACCGGCUGGAACCUCAUCCUCUCCUACAUUAUUGGUACUUCAAGCGUAGCAAGGGCCUGGAGUGCCACCUUCGACGAGCUGAUAGGCAGACCCAUCGGGGAGUUCUCCCGGACCCACAUGGCUCUCAACGCCCCUGGGGUUCUAGCCGAAAACCCCGACAUAUUCGCUGUGAUCAUAAUUCUCAUCCUGACAGGACUCUUAACUCUUGGUGUGAAAGAGUCAGCCAUGGUCAACAAAAUUUUCACUUGUGUUAAUGUCCUGGUCCUGGGUUUCAUAAUGGUGUCGGGAUUUGUGAAAGGAUCCAUUAAAAACUGGCAGCUCACGGAGGAAGAUUUCCAGAAUGCAUCCGGCCAUCUCUGUCUGAACAGCACAAAAGAAGGGAAACCUGGUUUGGGUGGAUUCAUGCCCUUCGGAUUCUCUGGUGUCCUGUCAGGGGCAGCGACGUGCUUCUAUGCCUUUGUGGGCUUUGACUGCAUCGCCACUACAGGCGAAGAGGUCAAGAACCCCCAGAAGGCUAUCCCCGUGGGGAUCGUGGCGUCCCUCCUCAUCUGCUUCAUCGCGUACUUUGGGGUGUCGGCCGCCCUCACGCUCAUGAUGCCCUACUUCUGCCUGGACAAGGACAGCCCCCUGCCUGAUGCCUUCAAGCAUGUGGGCUGGGAAGGCGCCAAGUACGCGGUGGCCGUCGGCUCCCUCUGCGCCCUUUCCACCAGUCUUCUAGGUUCCAUGUUCCCCAUGCCUCGGGUCAUCUAUGCCAUGGCUGAAGAUGGACUGCUGUUUAAAUUUUUGGCCAAAAUCAACGAUAGGACCAAAACACCAAUAAUUGCCACAUUGACCUCAGGUGCCAUUGCUGCUGUGAUGGCCUUCCUCUUUGACCUGAAGGACCUGGUGGACCUCAUGUCUAUUGGCACUCUCCUGGCAUACUCACUGGUGGCUGCCUGUGUCUUGGUCUUACGGUAUCAGCCGGAGCAGCCUAACCUGGUAUACCAGAUGGCCAGAACUACCGACGAGUUAGAUCCAAUAGACCAGACUGAACUGGUGAGCACCAGCGACUCCCAGUCGGGCUUUUUACCAGAAGCAGAGAGAUUUUCGAUGAAAAACGUACUCUCACCCAAGAACAUGGAGCCUUCCAAAUUGUCGGGGCUGAUUGUGAACAUUGCAACCAGCCUCAUAGCUGUUCUGAUCAUCACCUUCUGCAUUGUGGCCGUGCUUGGAAAGGAGGCCCUGACCCAAGGGAAGCUGUGGGCCAUCUUUGUGCUCGCAGGCUCUGCCCUCCUCUGCGCUGUGGUCACGGGCGUCAUCUGGAGGCAGCCCGAGAGCAAGACCAAGCUCUCGUUCAAGGUGCCCUUCCUGCCCGUUCUCCCCGUCCUGAGCAUCUUCGUGAACGUCUAUCUCAUGAUGCAGCUGGACCAAGGCACCUGGGUCCGCUUUGCAGUGUGGAUGCUGAUAGGCUUCGCCAUCUAUUUCGGCUACGGCCUGUGGCACAGCGAGGAGGCGUCCCUGGCUGCCGACCAAGCAAGGACUCCUGAUGGCAACUUGGGCCAGUGCAAGUGACACGUGGCUCCGGCCCCCGGAGGUGGCAGCAGUUGCGAGGGAUUCCCCCAGACGGCCGGAGGCUCCCAUUCUCCCCGCCAGUGCUACCAGAACCCACAUCCACGACGCCCCCGACGCAGCUCAGGGGGCCACUACUUGAACUGCAGCCUUGGCCUGCCACUCACGGGUCGUGGUGCCUGGACUCCACAGCCGGUCUUUGAGGCCCCGUCACCUCCUGACGCUCCCUCGGCGGGGCUGCUUGGCUGUGGCUGGCCCCUGUGUCGCCUCCCUUCCCUCUAAACAAAGAAAGCUUCUCCUCUCCUCGCCAGUUCCGUGCCCAGCCUCAGGCCGGGGCUGCCCUGGGAUGGAAAAUGCGCUUACUCCAAACUUUAUAAAGCUUCCACCUU
This is a messenger RNA of Carlito syrichta (Philippine tarsier), 2432 nucleotides long. It is a transcript of the gene SLC7A1, whose product is annotated as solute carrier family 7 member 1. Gene Ontology annotation, cellular component: plasma membrane. The transcript is spliced from 13 exons. NCBI's taxonomy places the organism in Eukaryota, Metazoa, Chordata, Mammalia, Primates, Tarsiidae. Gene Ontology annotation, biological process: transmembrane transport; amino acid transport. The record is from RefSeq and is a predicted model, not a curated record. Bases 160 to 2046 code for a protein of 628 amino acids. Gene Ontology annotation, molecular function: amino acid transmembrane transporter activity.